CAUCCGCUCUCCCGAUCCAGCGACGUCCGCGGGCGUGAGCGACCAAGUCCGUUCGGCGACGCAAACGCGAACCCGUCGGUACAUUCGCGCGUGUUUCAACCUCGACUCGACGUCGUCGAGGAGAUCGAUACGCCCCCGUCCGCGCCCCGUCCCACGGCAUUGGCAUUGGCCUCGUCCUCGUCGUCGUCGCGUCAGUACUCACCUCGAAAUCCCCAAGUUUAAACAAACGAACGAACGAGAAAGUUUCGUUAUGUCGGGCGAGCACAAGACUGUGAUUAAAUACCCGUCGGAGUAUGUCAAACUGAAUAUUGGGGGCUCGCUCCAUUACACCACCAUAGGCACCCUGCAAAAGCAUGACACCAUGCUACGCGCGAUGUUCAGCGGUCGCAUGGAAGUACUCACUGAUUCUGAAGGUUGGAUACUGAUCGAUAGGUGUGGCAAACAUUUCGGGACGAUCCUGAACUUUCUGCGAGACGGCUCGGUCCCGCUGCCGGAAAAUACGAAGGAGAUGGCGGAGUUGCUCGCGGAGGCGAAAUACUAUUGCAUCAGUGAACUGGCAGAGUCCUGUGAGCAGGCUCUCCUUCGAAAGGAGCGCGAAGCAGAGCCAAUCUGCAGAGUACCACUCAUAACCUCUCAGAAGGAAGAACAAUUACUUAUAAGCAAUACUACUAAGCCUGUCGUCAAGCUGCUCAUUAAUAGACAUAACAAUAAAUAUUCCUACACAAGUACGUCAGAUGACAAUCUACUGAAAAACAUAGAGUUAUUUGACAAAAUGUCACUUAGAUUCAGUGGCAGAGUGUUAUUUAUCAAAGAUGUUAUUGGUUCGAGCGAGAUCUGCUGUUGGACAUUUUAUGGACAUGGUCGUAAGGUGGCAGAAGUCUGCUGCCACUCAAUUGUCUACACAACUGAUAAGAAGCACACAAAGGUUGAAUUUCCUGAGGCUCGAAUAUAUGAGGAAACGUUAAAUAUUCUGUUGUACGAGCAUCGAAAUGGCCCGGAUCAAGAGUUAAUGCAGGCUACAUCGUCGCGCGGUGUAGUACCUUGUACAUCCGACGAGGAGGAGGGUGAGCGUUCAGGCUUGGCUCGCCUUCGUUCCAACAAACAGAACACCAACUGACCCAGUCUUGUUCUCCUUAAUCCACCGCAUACCGCGAUCCUCAGUGUCGUUCGCUCUUUCAAGACACGAAUCAACAUAAAAUAAAAUGAAAGACGGAUGUAUACCAAACACGAAUGCUAUGUAAUAUUUGGUUAUCGCCUAUUGGUCGAAUCUCUUUUUUUUCCUUUCAUUUUUAUAAUACCUAAAACACGAGAAAAACUACAGCUAACUUUGGCUAGAUGAUAAAUUAUCUCAUUACAUUUCUCAGAUUACAACACUAUUUUCGAACACAAUUACGCGUUCUAAUAAUUGAAUAUAUUAUAAGAAAAAUGCGUCAUUCUUCGAAUUAACAUGAAACGGAAUGACAAAUUUGUACAACUUGAAUUUUCUUCGUCAUUCUUGUUAUACAAGUGUGUUUAUAAAUAUGUAUAAAAAUGCGACUAAGAAUGGCAUCUUAUUUCAUCAUGAAAAUGAUGAAAACGUAGCGCGCCACGCGCUUGUUAAUUGUGUGCCAAAUCGUAUUAAAUCCGCGACAGAAAUAAGUCCAAGUUGCCAUUCUGUGACUGAUGAAAUUAUUUAUGAACUUGUACUCUAUGACAACUUUUAAGCAGUCGUUUAGAUUAACCAAAUUGUUAUAAAAGUUUUUGUGCAAAAGUAGAACUGCAUUGUUACCUGUUAUAAGUAUUAUUAUUUUAUUGUCAUUGUCAUCAUUUUCAUUGCCACAUUGUCAUCAUCAUUAUUAAUUAUUAAUUUGUAUAGUUAUAUAUUGUUUAUUAUUCUUACAUGCUUAUCUUUAUCAUUACAAUAAAUUUUUUCAUCGUGUUUAUAUUACUCUUUCUUACAAAUUUACUACUUGCAUAAUAUCUCAAUAAAUCAUAUAUAUUUAAAACAUAUAUAGUGUUAAUUUGUGCGUUUCUCAAUAAGUCCAAAGUUGUAUUGAACUGCUUAAAGGAUGAUGUGGAGUAAACACUGCCAAUAAAACAAAACUGAAGUCUAAUAUUCGUUAGGAUGUCGUGUAAACCUUCCGUCAACGUUUACAAGCAGGUAGAGCGCAUUAAACUGAACAGAAAAGUCCUUUUACCAUUUCGCAAUAGUUAAUGAGUUAUUGAUUACACAGGUACACAAAAAAGUGGUUUCUUUUUUAAAUUAGGAAAAAAUGAGCCAAUUCAGCAAUGCUGAUCUUGGAUUCAGCAAGUUAAAAUACAUAAGGAUUGACUAGUCUCGUCCACUGGACCACUUUUUUUGUGUGCCUGUGUAAUUAACAACUUAUUAACUAUUGUGAAAAUUGCAAAGGACUUUUCUGUUCAGUUUAAUGCGCUUUACCUGCUUGUAAACGUUGACGAAAGGUUUACACGACACCCUGUAUUUAGAUAUGGUGUAUAGAUACGCGUUUUAAACGCGCAAUUUUAUUAUUUUAAGGAGGUUUUAUCGAAAGUAUCAAAGUAAAUUUAAAUGAUUAAAUUUUUUAUAUGAUUCGGUUAAUAAACUCAAUUUCCUAUCUGCAAAGUUUCAAGAUUGGUUAUCGACUCAAUGAGUAAAAAAUAUUGUAUUAAAAUCGACUUACUCAAUGUAUUAAACAAUGUCAUGUCACUUUAUGUCAUAAUUAUUCAGUCAAAUAAUUUGUGACCCCAUUUUUUUACAUGCAAUCGAAGUUUCAGUAUGUGAUAUAAAAAAGUAUACUUGACCAUUUAAUCGAGUAAUUAUAGUAUAAAAUAUGACAAUAUAAAGUAUAACGUGACAUGACAUAAUCCAUAAACGCCAUAGAAAACCGAAUAAAUUAGUAUAAGGGACUGAUCAAUUAUAAAAUAUGUGUAGAAUAAUACUAUAUAUAUCUGAAAAUACUUGUAUAAUAAGAUUCUAAAAAGAUUGAUCAAGCAUUAAAAACGCUCUAUUUCAGUCCUUAAAUACAUGUGUAACAAUUCUCUCUCUUUGAUUAGUAAGUAUCGAUGGAACCUCCUUAAUUAAAUUGUAAAUAUAAAACGUAUUAAAUAUUAAACUUAUAGGACUUUUUAGGAUUUUCAGCUUGAACAAAUACAAUACAAAUAAUAAUAGAAUACAUUUGGUUUUGUAUAAACUUAUUUUGAAUUUUCUACUAACACGUCAGUCUAAAUAUAAUUUUUUUACUAUAAUUACCAUAAUUCUGAUACCAGUGAUUAAUAUUCUUUAUUAACCUACACUUUCACCUGAUGAAAUCGAGGCGAUAAUUGAAAUCGAAAUAUUUCAGAAAUCGAUGUGAGUAAAUCGAUAUCUACUAAUCGUAAGUAUGAUCAGAAAACCAUACAUAUUUCUUUUUAUAAUAGAAUAAUUGUAAUAAUAGAUAAGUUUGCUCAAUUUUUCGAGGAUAUUAGAUAAGUGAAGGUAAAAUGUAAUUAUAGACUGUGAUUACGUUGGCACAGUAUAUGUGUAUAUAUUAUUUUUUGUGUACUUUAGUCUUUAAAAGAUAAAAUCCGUAAUAAUACACAGUUAAUAAAGGGACCAUAUGUAUCGUGUUGCAUACCUACAUCAUAGGAUAUCUUUUCAUUCAUAUCUGUAAAACACAUGUUAUAUAUUAAAUCGAAUAUAUCUGUGUUGAAUGAAACGAUUUAUCGAUUCCUCUCCUUGCGAUUACAUAAAUAUAUAAUUGUAUAGAAUAUUGUGAACAAUGAUCUAAUAGAAUAAAUAUCGAGAACUGUACCUUCAGGAGAAGGUUACUCCAAAAAA
Molecule: messenger RNA, 3796 nt
Organism: Monomorium pharaonis (pharaoh ant)
Lineage: Eukaryota; Metazoa; Arthropoda; Insecta; Hymenoptera; Formicidae
Product: BTB/POZ domain-containing adapter for CUL3-mediated RhoA degradation protein 3
Exons: 4
Coding region: 251-1117 (288 amino acids)
Biological process (GO): protein homooligomerization
Molecular function (GO): protein binding
Source: RefSeq, a predicted model, not a curated record